Messenger RNA from Rhinolophus ferrumequinum (greater horseshoe bat), 2904 nucleotides. It is a transcript of the gene NME8, whose product is annotated as NME/NM23 family member 8. The record is from RefSeq and is a predicted model, not a curated record. Bases 807 to 2468 code for a protein of 553 amino acids. NCBI's taxonomy places the organism in Eukaryota, Metazoa, Chordata, Mammalia, Chiroptera, Rhinolophidae. The transcript is spliced from 18 exons.
GCUUCCAGUCUAUCAACCAUAAACAGGAUGUAAUAACUAAAUUUCAAAUUAGAAUAAGGUUUUAGUCAAACAAAGAUAACACCUUGGCCUCAUUUAUGUUUCCACUCCAGACUCAUGAACGCAGAAGGCCCCACAAACCACAUCCCGUGGAAACCAGACCAAACAGUGCCAUGACUGACAUCAGGACCUGAAGCCGUGAUCGACUGCUCCCUGCCUUGGCCCCAACCAAUCAGUAGAGUCCCCAGCCCCAACUCCCAUAGUAAUCAUGAUUAAUGAUUUUUCCCUUAUGUAACCGAGCCACUAGAGGCCACCAAGGAGCCAAGUUUUUGAGAGCACAGGUUCUUCUGUGUCUCUGUGCUUGGCACAAACUUUUUAAAUAGACCUUUACUUUCUUUGCUGCAAUUUCCUGUUCAUAUCUUUUUGGCUUGGAUGCCCACAGGCAAGCUGACCCUUUGAGUCUAAGUGGAGCCUGAUUCCAGCAAAGUGCUCUUCUUGCCUGCCCUGGUGUAAACCACCAGCAAAUGACCAGAGAGCCUGGAGUCCUCUUCCAGAAGCAAAUCUUAAGAGGGAAAGACCAAAUAUUUAUUAAACACUUAUUGAUGCAACAACAAUUUUAUGGACCAUAACUGUGUAUCUGCCCCUAUGUAGAGUGAAGAAAAAGAGGAUUAUUGGGAGAGUAAGAAGUUUGGCUGUAAGCACUUAGCCGAGCCCCGCUUGAAGAGUCCCUUUGGUGACAUUGGUGCCUCUCCAGUACAGGGCACAGUGCAUAAUCCAGUACUGCUGAAGGAACAUUUCUACGUGGAUAAAUGGCAGGCAAAAAGCGAGAAAUCCAGUUACAGGCAGUCAUCAAUAACCAAAGCCUGUGGGAUGAGAUGUUGCAGAACAAAGGCCUAACAGUGAUUGAUGUUUAUCAAGCCUGGUGUGGUCCAUGCAAAGCCAUGCAAACUUUAUUCAGAAAAUUGAAAAAUGAGCUGAACGAAGAUGAAAUUCUGCAUUUUGUUGUAGCAGAAGCCGACAGCAUUGUGACUUUGCAGUCAUUUAGAGACAAAUGUGAACCAAUUUUUCUCUUUAGUGUUAAUGGCAAAAUUAUUGCAAAGAUUAAUGGUGCAAAUGCACCACUUGUUAGUAAAAAAAUUAUUAAGUUGAUCAAUGAGGAGAGGAAAAUUGCAGCAGGUGAACUGGUUCGUCCUCAGUAUCCUGAAAUUGCAUUUGUAGAUACAGAAGAUGUUGUGGAAGCAUCCCACAAAAAUAAUGACAAACUAUACAAUAUGGUUAUUAUCAAACCCGAGGCUGUGCUUACUGGAAAAAGUAUAGAAAUUAAAGAAAAACCUGACUUUGAAGAUUUUGUUUCUUUAAUGACAAGUGGCCAAAGCUAUAUUCUAAUUACAUCUCAAAGAGAUGAACAAGAGCCUUCCUGGGAAGGAACUGUACCUAAUCCUGAGACCGAAUCGAAAGAACUAUCUGAGGAUCAACAUGAGAUGGCCACAUCUACAGUGACGAAGAAGCAGGACAGUUUACAAGAAUAUAUGGAAAGACAACAUCUAUCUGAGUUUUGUGAUAUUGAAGAGAAUAAAGCUAAUGUUAAUAAGUUUAUUGAUAUCUUCUUCCCUGAUUUUAAAAGUAUGAAAAACAUAAAAUUAGGAAGGAUAAUGGCAUUACUUCGACCAGAUCUCUUUCAAAAAAGAAAAGAGGAUGUUUUGAAUAUUAUUCAAGAUGAAGGCUUUAAAAUACUGAUGCAAAGACAAAUAGUAUUAUCAAAAGAGGAAGCUCAAACACUAUGCAAAGAACAUAAAAAUGAAGAUUAUUAUGAAAAUCUUAUAGAAAACAUGACCAGUGGUCCAUCUCUAGCCCUUGUUUUAUUAAGAGAUAAUGGUUUACAACACUGGAAAGCGUUAAUUGGACCAAGUACUGUUGAAGAAGCUAAAGAAUGUUUUCCAGAGAGUUUAUGUGUACAAUUUGCAAUGGAAAGUUUACCUAUCAACCAGUUGUAUGGAAGUGUUUCGUUAGAAGCUGCUGAAAAGGAAAUAGAGUAUUUCUUUCCGCCUCAAAAUGUUUUAGGACUGAUUAAACCUCAUGUAACACAUGAACAAAGAGAGGAGAUCUUGAACCUUAUUAAAGAGAAUGGAUUUGAAAUAACACAGAUGAAAGAAUUGCUGCUAAAUGAAGAGCAAGCAGAAGCGAUCUAUUUUAAAAUAAAACAAAAACACUUUUACAAAGAUAUAUUGGAACAGUUAUCUGAGGCUCCAUCUUUGGUCAUGGUUCUGACGAAGUGGAAUGCUAUUUCAGACUGGAGACGAUUGAUGGGUCCCACAGAUCCAAAUGAAGCAAAACUAUUGUCCCCAGACUCUAUCCGAGCCAGAUUUGGACAAAGUGUUUUGAGAAAUGCUGUCCAUGGAUCAUCUAAUCUCUAUGAGGCAACAGAGACCAUUAAUAGAAUGUUUCCUCCUGAGAAUCCUGAGGAAAUCUAAAGGACAGUACCUUUUUAAUUAUUUCCUUUUCUUUAGUUGUUACAGUGACUGGGUUUAGGACAAGUUUGUUCUGAAAAGACCAGAACUUUAUCCAUAUUCCUGAAUUAAACUUUAUUUCCUGGCAAACACACUGUACUGUUCCAUAGCAGCCUUGAAACGUCAAAGACAAGCCUUGCAGAUACCAGAGACCUGGGAGACAGUGAGACAAGUCUGAUACCCUCGGGUUUGCAAGCAUUGGUCUCACGCCGUGUGUGCCAUCUGCCAUGACAGUCUCAUGCAGUCCCUCUCCUUGACUCUCCUCCAUUUCUCCACUUUGAAUUGCCGAGGUGUCUUUCAGCAGCCUUAACUAUAUUCACUAAGUAUUUGGAAACUUGGAACCUACUAACUACUGUGGGUUACAUAUUAUAAUAUAAUACGAUAUUAUCGUGUUGCCCCA